This is a messenger RNA of Callorhinus ursinus (northern fur seal), 1406 nucleotides long. Lineage: Eukaryota; Metazoa; Chordata; Mammalia; Carnivora; Otariidae. The record is from RefSeq and is a predicted model, not a curated record.
GAAUGGCUGCGGCCCCUUUAAGACCUGCCCGCUUCCUUUUCCUCCCUCCGCCCCUUUCCAUCGGCGCGUACCAAAGCGCAGAGGGAGGAGAGGGGCAGAGAAGCCUCGGCGCCGAGGAGGGGGCGGGGGCACCCAGAAGGAGAGGUCAAAAGAGAAGGGGGUCUCGAUGACUGAUUCUCCUUUCCUUUCUCCGGAGGGUAUAGCUUCCUGGAGACAGGACAAGGGGAAAACAUUCCGCCCCCCGCCACCCGGGUCUACGCGUCCCCGAGAGGCAAGGUUAUUUAGUACAGCCCACAGUUUUUUUUUUCCUGCCCCGUCCCCUCUCUCCGGCCUCAUUUGCUCUCGCCGGCUCCAGGCCGCGAGAGAGCGGCUAGAGAGGCUGGAGGGCGGCCGAGGGCGGGGUUGCUUCUUGCGCGCCCCUAGUGGUAGGAGGAUUCGGUUUCUCAGACUUCUGGCGCUGGGGUCACCAUCCCCAAGGAGGGAUCCGAAAGGAGGUGGAACGGAGACCAGAGGAGCGAAUGCGACGUGCUGGGAAAAUGCCCCCCCCAUCCGGCCCCCGCCUUUGGUUCUAGAGGUUCUAGAAUCCCUAAUAUCCUGGCAACGGGGCUGCAGAACGUCCACAGACAGCAAGGUUUUUAUAACAACGGGUAGCUUCACCGCCCCGGGUCCCCCUCUUUCCAGUCUUCCUCCCCAGCUCCUACUCCCCGUCCCCUGAGACCUAAACAGCGGCUUCUUAGCCCUCCCUGUUUUUCCCUCCUGCCCAGGAUUUCAACUCAUCUGCCAGGGGGAUGGCAUCCACACCUACCAGGAAUGGGGAGAGGGGCAGCAGGAUGUCCCAAGCUGGAACCCCCUCGGGUGGAAGUCUGAAGGUUUCAUUAUCCCGAUCUGAGGAAUUCCUGACCCGGAUCAGCACAGAACUCACCAAUGAGGCCUUGUUUAUCGCUGGCUGCCACAUGAACUCUGUGCCCACCAAGGAAAAACAGACCCAAGAUCGAGGGACUCAGAUAUCCAAACACGUGUCCUUCAAGACCCGAGGCACCGAUACCUGUUCUGACAGAAACCGUACCUGCACCAGGGCCCACCUCCUGCCGUCCCCUCGUGACAAGGGAGCUGGGCUUAGCAGCUUGACAUCUGGAGGAUGACCGCAACCUUCUGCAGUGCUGCUCUUGGCCUCUCACGCUCCCCCCAUUGUGUCCUCCUAGAACAUGCGUCAGACCUCCUCAUUCACAAGUCACUAACGCUUCGGUCUGCUGGGGACUCCUGGUCAUAAGCAGCAGCACACUUGAAGCCUCCCAGGUGUUCUGGAACCAUCUCACACCUUUCCACGCUCAGCUGGCAAGGACAUCACCAGAAAUCAAAGGCUUUAAUAAAAAGACCAAGAGAGGUCCUUCCCUCCUCCCAACCCA